Fusarium redolens is the source of this 2091-nucleotide messenger RNA. Its product is annotated as carotenoid oxygenase. Gene Ontology annotation, biological process: carotene catabolic process. The record is from RefSeq and is a predicted model, not a curated record. The transcript has 2 exons. Bases 1 to 2091 code for a protein of 696 amino acids. Lineage: Eukaryota; Fungi; Ascomycota; Sordariomycetes; Hypocreales; Nectriaceae. Gene Ontology annotation, molecular function: carotenoid dioxygenase activity.
AUGGAGUUUCUUCCACCAAUUUUCAUCACUCAAACAUCAAUGUCUCAGCCAGACGAGAAUAUCUCGCCGCCACUCCGUCACCCGUAUCUUACUGGCAACUUCGCGCCAAUUCAUCAAACAACAAGUCUCACUCCAUGCACAUAUAGUGGAUGCAUCCCUCCAGAACUUACUGGUGGUCAGUACGUCCGCAAUGGCGGUAAUCCCGUCAGCCACCAAGAUCUUGGCAAAGAUGCCCACUGGUUUGAUGGCGACGGCAUGCUCUCUGGCGUCACGUUCAGAAAAACGUCCAGAGAUGGCAAGAUUAUACCAGAGUUUGCGAGCCAGUACAUAUUGACGGAUCUCUACUUAUCCAGAAAAACUACUUCUGUCAUGUCGCCGAUUAUGCCAAGCAUCACAACGCUUGUUAACCCACUAUCGAACAUGUUUCAGAUCAUGAUAGCGACCUUCAGGACGAUAUUCCUGGUGAUACUCUCAAAUCUUCCUGGAUCUCAACAGGCCAUCUGGCGCAUCAGUGUAGCCAAUACUGCUGUCUUAUACCAUGAUGGGAGGGCUUUGGCGACAUGCGAGAGUGGCCCGCCCAUGAGGAUACAGCUUCCUUCGCUGGAUACUGUCGGCUGGUUCGACGGUGUUCGAGCCGAGGGAGAGCCCAAGGCCUGUCCAACCAUCAAUCACGACUCUCCUUUCGGUGGCAGUGGCCUCUUCAGCUUCAUGAAAGAAUGGACAACGGGGCAUCCCAAGGUCGACCCAGUAACUGGGGAGAUGCUUCUCUAUCAUAACACUUUCAUGCCACCGUACGUGCACUACCCAGUACUUCCGAAGAGCAACGCAAAGGCUUCCGGGCACAGACUUGUGAAUCAGUUGGUCUUGGGAGUAUCUGGUGCUCGGAUGAUGCAUGACUUUGGGGCUUCUCAAUCUCAUACUAUAAUCAUGGAUCUGCCGCUAAGCCUUGAUCCUCUGAACACUAUGAAAGGGAAAGAAGUCGUGUCAUAUGACUCGACAAAACCUUCACGGUUCGGCGUGUUUCCGCGUCAUCAGCCUUCCAAUGUGCGAUGGUUUCAUGCAGCACCAUGUUGUAUCUUCCAUACUGCAAAUACCUGGGACUCUCAGACAGAUGAAGGGUGUAGCUCUGUCAAUCUCCUUGCGUGUCGGAUGACUUCUUCCACGUUGGUUUAUACAGCAGGUAAUAUCAGGCCACCAGUGAGACCUAAGUCUACUCAAUCACGGGUCUGGUUGGACAAGAAGGGAGAAAAGGCUUGCAGAUAUAGGGAGGGCCCUGGUCUCGAGUCACCAGGUGAAGCAACUGGUUUGGCCGAUUACUUCUCUACCACUGCAGAUUCCGAUGACUACGACCAAUGUCGGCUGUACUACUACGAGUUCGAUAUGGCGACAAAUUCCCAGAACAAAGUCAAGAACCAGUGGGCUCUGUCAACCAUACCAUUCGAGUUUCCGUCUGUCCGACCAGGUCGCGAGAUGCAAGAAGCUCAUUACAUAUACGGCUGUAGCACGUCAACAUCUUGCUUCGGUGUUGCUCUGGGACGAGCUGAUAAGGUCGAUCUUCUUGUCAAGAUGGAUGCAAAGACUCUCAUCAAAAGAGGCAAGAAGAUGUAUACGACUCCUGUCACUGGGUGCGUCGAUAGACGGUCGGUUAGCGAGAUCCUUGAAGAACAGAAGGAGGGUGAUCCUAUAAGAAUAUUCCGUCUUCCGCCGAACCACUACGCUCAGGAGCCGCGAUUUGUCCCACGGGCUUCAUCAACUGUUGAGGAUGAGGGGUAUCUACUCUUUUAUGUCUUCGAUGAGUCCCAACUCCUGCCAUCUGGCGAUUGCCCUCCAUCUGCUAUGUCUGAGCUAUGGAUUCUCGAUGCCAAGAACAUGCGUGACGUCGUGGCUAAGGUCAGGCUUCCGCAACGAGUGCCGUAUGGUCUGCACGGAACCUGGUUUUCGAGUAAGGAUAUCGAAGGACAACGGACUGUGGAGUCUUUGAGAAGUGCAGAGGAAGUGCAGAGGAAGAAGGAGGAGUGGACUAAUGGCGGAGGACGGAUAAGGAAGUUGUGGAUGGUGUUGAGAGAGAAAUUGGAGAGGACAGUUGGAUGA